GUAUUCAUACGUCAAACCCUAAUCAUAAGUCCUUGAAUAGAAAAAUCAUAAUGGGGUUGAAAUUUAUGCAUACACCUUUUUAAGCACUUCAUUUAAUAGGGUUUGCAUUCCUUCUUUCUCUUUAGGACAACAAAUUAAAGCUUCAUUUCAUUUCAUUUAUAUACAUACUCAUAUAGUCAUAUUAAUUUAACUCAUGCCAUCAUGGACAUCAACCACAUAAACAACAAUCGCCAUGGCAACAACAACUCCACCAUCACCAAUUGGGAGAAAGGUCUAAGUACCAUUACCAUCAACAACAUGGAAGAAGAUCAUCAUCGUCGUCAUCGUCAUCAUCAUCCACAUCCACAUCCACAUCAACAACACCAAAACCACCAUGUUCAUCCCUUACUUGAUCCGGUAUGGCCUACCUACAAUAAUCUUCCUACACCACACCCAUCUCCACCUUCCAUUAUUAUCCCACCUUCUAAUAAUAGUAAUAACACCUCAUCACUUAUCAUCAAGCCAACACCUUUACAAGAACAAGUAGUAUUGGAGGAAGAUGAUCACGAGUUUGAGGAAGAGGAAGAGCUAGGAGCUAUGAAAGAAAUGAUGUACCGGAUCGCGGUUAUGCAACCCGUGGAUAUUGACCCGGCUACCAUCCGUAAACCCAAGAGGAGGAAUGUCCGGAUCAGUAAUGACCCUCAAAGCGUGGCGGCUCGCCAUAGGAGAGAGAGGAUAUCCGAAAAGAUACGGGUCCUCCAACGUUUAGUACCCGGGGGUGUUAAAAUGGAUACUGCUUCUAUGCUUGAUGAAGCUAUCCGUUAUGUUAAGUUUCUUAAGAGGCAAAUUCGUCAACUCCAUCCUGCUGGAUCCUCCAAUAAUCACCACCCGCCACCAGUCCCCACCUUGUCGCCGUCCGACUGGCCUCCUCCUCCGCCACCCUCAGCCUCCAAAGCUGUGCUUAUUAGGAAUAAUCAUCACCAUAAUCACGAGGGGGUGAUUUUUCAACAUGGAGCAGGCAAGCAGCCCACGAGUCCACGACACUCACACUCUCACAGUAACAACCCCCAAUUCAAAUCUAAAACCCUAACUCUCCUCUCCCCUCCCCUCAGCUCCUCUCCUCUCCUCUCUUAUCGGUGGCUCGGGCUUCGGUCGAGGCGGCUGCGCAGCGGAAACCCGGGCAAGGUGGUCUGUGGACUGUGGUCACUGGUCAGCGCCGGCGGCAACUCGGGCAGUCGGCUACUCGGCUUCUCUCGUCUCCCCCCAAAGGAUGAAAGGUUCCGAGAAGCGAAGGAUCUUAGUCAUCUUUCUAUGAUGCUUGUUGAAACACAAAAGAAUGAAUCUCAUAAAUUAGUUUACAAGCUUUGGAAACUAGUAUUGAUCCUUCCGGUGGCAACGACAAGUGUGGAAAGAGUGUUCUCCUCAAUGACUUAUGUGAAGAACAAGUUGCGGAACAAGAUGGGUGAUCAACUCUUGAAUGAUAGUUUAGUAACAUUUAUUGAGAAAGAUCUUUGUUUUCUAGUUAAGGAUGAUGAUGUAAUAGAUCGCUUUCAAAAUAUGAAAACUCGUCGAGUUCAAUUGUAAUUUUUUUUAAUGUUAUUGUAAAAGAAUAUGGGCCCCACGAAUUAUUAGUUGUAAUUUGAAUUUUGGAUUUUUGGAUUAAUAUUUUAUUAUAUGCGUCAGAG
This is a messenger RNA of Spinacia oleracea (spinach), 1664 nucleotides long. Its product is annotated as transcription factor HEC3. Lineage: Eukaryota; Viridiplantae; Streptophyta; Magnoliopsida; Caryophyllales; Amaranthaceae. The record is from RefSeq and is a predicted model, not a curated record. Gene Ontology annotation, biological process: regulation of DNA-templated transcription. The transcript is spliced from 3 exons. Gene Ontology annotation, molecular function: protein dimerization activity; DNA-binding transcription factor activity. The coding region runs from base 202 to 1563 and encodes 453 amino acids.